UGACAAUUAAAAUAAUUUUGCAAACGAAUAUAAAUGGAAACACCCGUCAUGGAGUAUAUUGGGGGUAUAAAUGGAGUAUUAUUAAUGAAUAUCAUAGUCAACGGAUCAAAUUAUCCCGUCAUGGACUUCAAUUUUCUAAACGAGUAUAAAUAGAAACACCCGGCAAAGAGCAUUCUCUCAAGUCCAAACAACCAAAAUGAACACUAAAGUAAAGCAAUCAACAAUCAUUCACCCAGCCAAAGAAACACCAACAGGAUCUCUUUGGCUUUCAAGUCUCGAUCUAAUCACUCGAUCUCCUUACACACAUACUAGACUACUCUAUGUAUAUCCUUCUCCCAACCAAACAAACCGCACAAAUUCAUUCUUCGACACAAACAUUUUAAAGAAUGCACUAAGUAAAACCCUAGUACACUUCUACCCAAUGGCAGGAAGAUUGAAAAGAAACGAAAAAACUGGUCGAAUGGAGAUCGAUUGCAAUUCAAAAGGAGUCGUAUUCGUAGAGGUAGAAACUACACAUACGCUCGCUGAUUUUGGUGAGUUUAAGCCGACGAACGAGCUUCGUUCGGUGGUGUUUCCGUCACCGUUCGACUACUCAAAAGGAUUAUCGUCGUUUCCUAUGUUAAUGGUGCAGCUAACUAGAUUUAAAUGUGGCGGUGUAAGUCUUGGAUUAUUGCACCAACAUCAAGUAGCUGAUGGAACUUCUUGCGCAGAUCUGAUUAAUUCUUGGGCUAGAAUUGCUCAAGGGCUUGAAAUUAAUGUAUUGCCAUUUCAUAAUCGACAGCAAAUUCUGGGUUGUCGUAAUCCUCGUCAAGUUAAAUUUAGACACUUGGAGUAUGAGCAGCCAUUGCCACCUACCAGAGGCAUCACUCCAGGUACGGUAUCCACCAUAAUAGAAGCUCAAUUUAAACUCUCCAAAGAACAAAUUAUUGCCUUGAAACUACAAGCAACAUUACAAGGAGACACGAGUUACAGGCUGAGUACCUUUCAAGUGCUUGCGGCACACGUGUGGAGAGCCACAUGUAAAGCACGUGGCUUGUCAGAUGAUCAAGAUGUAAAACUCUACAUACCAGUUAAUGGUAGAACAAGACUUAACAAAAGCUCAGAAUUUCCAAAAGGUUACUAUGGAAAUGUAAUCUUUUUUACUGCUUGUGUUACUAAAUGUGCUGAUAUUAAGUAUAAACCACUUUGGUAUACAGCAAAUUUGGUUCAUACUGCAUUAAAAAAGAUGGAUAAUAUUGAGUAUUUAAGAUCAGCCAUCGACUACCUUGAAUCACAUCAAGAUUUGAGUAAAUUUACUCGUGGGUCCCACACUUUUACCUGUCCAAAUUUUACUAUAAAUUCUUGGGUAAAUAUUCCUUUUAAAUGUGAUUUCGGGUGGGGCGAUCCCAAGUUUUUUGGGCAUGGUGGGAUUCAAUAUGAAGGUCAAUCUUAUCUCAUUAGAAGCCAAAACGGGGAUGGGAGCUUCUCAUUGGCUAUUAAGCUUUUUUCUGAUCAUAUGAGUCUUUUUGAGAAGUAUUUGUAUGAUUUUCCUAGUUUGCUUCUUACAAGGUUGUAAAAUUAAAAGAAUGCCAAAAGGUUAUUCUCUCUCGUUUGAAAUUGUAACAAAGGAAGUCGGUGUUAAGAUUAAGAAGUGUUCAAACAUAUAUUAUUGAGCUGAAAGAUAUUGAAAAGCAAAUAAAUAUGUAGAUGAGAAUAUAAAAGAAAAUUCAACAAAGUUAGAGACAUAUUAAAAGUUCUACUAUUUCAAAUAGGACAUAAGAAGUAAUGAAUACAUACCAAUAAUAUGGACUAAUUUUAAGAGUUGAUCAUAAAUGGGGUGAAGAAGGUUUGAGAAUUUUCAUAUCUUAUAUAGUGAUGAAUUCUUCCCUUUUAUUAUAAUUUGGGUACUUAAUCGCUCGCAAUAUAUGUAUCCAAAGAAAGGAACAAGUUGACCUGAAUAAAAGUAGAGUGCAACGAUCAACUUUCAUAUCAAAACUAUUGUUAUUUAGUUAUUAUUAUUAUUAGCUUAUUAUUGAUUUUUUAUAAUAUAUGUAAAUGCACUUGUAAUAUUUUUUACAUGAUUAUCUUUAUGUUUUGUUUUGUUGAUAGUUAAAUUUCUUAUGUGAAACUAUUUCAAGAAAAGUGAUUAAAAAAAGAAACGUUUACUUUGUCA
This is a messenger RNA of Amaranthus tricolor (Joseph's coat), 2152 nucleotides long. Its product is annotated as anthranilate N-benzoyltransferase protein 2-like. Lineage: Eukaryota; Viridiplantae; Streptophyta; Magnoliopsida; Caryophyllales; Amaranthaceae. The transcript is spliced from 2 exons. Gene Ontology annotation, molecular function: acyltransferase activity, transferring groups other than amino-acyl groups. The coding region runs from base 197 to 1555 and encodes 452 amino acids. The record is from RefSeq and is a predicted model, not a curated record.